This is a messenger RNA of Dermatophagoides farinae (American house dust mite), 5395 nucleotides long. RefSeq lists its product as uncharacterized. Gene Ontology annotation, biological process: Rho protein signal transduction; endothelial cell migration. The record is from RefSeq and is a predicted model, not a curated record. NCBI's taxonomy places the organism in Eukaryota, Metazoa, Arthropoda, Arachnida, Sarcoptiformes, Pyroglyphidae. Gene Ontology annotation, molecular function: guanyl-nucleotide exchange factor activity. Gene Ontology annotation, cellular component: plasma membrane; axon; endocytic vesicle.
UUGCCAUUGAUGAUCAUCAUUAUAAUAUAAUCUUAUAUUUGUUGAUUUUGGUUUGGAUUCAUCUAUUCGGCUUUUGUCAAUUUUUCAUCUUUUUUCAUCUUGUAUUCCUCCUUUUUGUGUUCACUCAUUUCAUUCAAUCAUCACAAAUGUUUUCUCCGGUUGUGAACAAUUUUAUAAGCGAACAAGCUGCCGUCGUUGCAUCGAAUAAUAUACAUGGAAUGCCAUCAUCAUAUUCAUAUCAUUUUCGUCCUAAUAUCUCAUCAUCAUCAUCUUCGUCGUCCUCAUUUUUGGCAACAUGUCGACGAAGAAGUCAAGACAUUACCGGGCAAAUCAAACAUCUUAUUCAAUUACCUACAUCAUCAUCAUCAUCAGUAAAAUUUUCAUCCGGAUCUCGUCGGCCUAGUCUGCCAGCAAUCUUGUUAUCAAUCCGUGAAAACGAUGGAACAUUGGACAGUGGUGAAUACCAUAAUCAAACAAAAAUUGACACAACAACAACGAAUACAACCGACAAUUAUCAUCGUAAUAGCAAUCAUAAUAAUAACAACAAUAAACAACAGUCGAAUCAUUCAUUCAAUCAAUCGACAAAUUUACGUGAAAAUUACCUAAAUUUUUCUACAUCUACCGAAACGAAUACGAAUAAUAAUAAUUGCAACAAUCGGCCACCAGCAAUUCGUAGUAAUUCAUCUGCUAGUUCAUUGUAUCCAUCAUUGAAUUCCAACAAUAACAAUAUACAACCAUCACCAAACUCAUCAUCAUCGCCAACCAAAUCAUUUACUGGGAAUCCAAAUCUUCGCCAAAGACGUGGUGCAAUGGUCUCUUGUGACAAUCUUCUGGCCGACAGUCAUGAACUGUUUGGUGGUCUCGGUGGUUCAGAAAGUACAUUGAAAAAUUUGAAAAAUUCGAGCCGUAAAAUUGGUGGCAUUUUUUCCAUACCAUUUAAAAGUGAUACGGAAAAAAUGGAACAAUUAUCCGAUCUAUUAAAGCAAUAUGCCGAAAAUGGUAUACCAGAUCCUAAACAUUUAUCAUUCGUUGCAAGUACGAAUAAAUUAAAUCAUUUAAGAGCAUCAUCAUUAUCGAUAUCAAGUAUGAUAACUGGCGGAUGUAGUGGAAAUAUCAGCCCAAAUACACCAACAACAAUGAAUUCUACAACGCCCACAUCGAAUACGUCAUUAUUAUCGACGGCAAAAACUUCGCUAUCCACUACCGAUCUUCAUCGUUUACAUCAACAUUCCAAUAAUAAUCCAUUAUCGAUGUUAUCUCAACCACAACAACAUCCUGGACAAAUAUUAUCAUCCACAUCAUUUGACCAAUCGGUUGAUUCAUAUUAUUAUUUAGAACCAGAAUGGCGUUCAAUCGUCGAUAAUGCUGACCAAUUACCUGCACGUAUUCAAAGUCAAAAUGAAGCCAUUUGGGAAUUAUUACAAACCGAAGUGUUUUACAUUCGUCGUUUAAAAGUCAUCAAUGAUGUUUGCAUAGCUUGUCUAUUAAAUCUACAAAAUGAAUGCCUUCUCACUGAGAUCGAUGUACGUAAUGUGUUCAGUAAUAUCGGCGAAGUCUACGAAGCGAAUCAUCAUUUCUGGAUGCGUUAUCUAUUACCAAUGUUAAAUUAUAGUCGUGAAACAAAGACACCAUUGAAUCCGACAAUGUUGGAAGAAGGAUUUCUACAGUUUGAUCAGAUAUUUCGCCCAUACAUUCAGUAUUGCUUGGAGCAUAGUAAAUGUUUGCAUUAUUUGAAAGAAAAACGAAAAUUAAAUGUAUUGUUCGAGGAAUACAUAUCGUGGUGCAGAAAACAUAAAGAUUGUGAACGACUUGAUUUGAUGGGCCUAUUGGUGAAGCCAUUCCAGCGUCUAACAAAAUACUCAUUGUUAUUGAAAGCAAUUCUAAAUAAGACUGACAAUGAAACGCAUAAAGAUUGCCUCAAUCGAAUGAUACAUUGUGUUGAUCGAUUUGUAAGUGGAGUUAAUGCCUCAAUGUCUAGAAAACAAGAAUACGACGCAUUAUCAGCUGUCGUAAGCCGUAUCGAGAGUUAUGAUGCUAUUGAUUGUAGCAAUGAUGAAGCUGAAAAGUUUCUCAAAGAAUAUUUAUAUCUUGAUCUGAUGCAAACGAUGCCUGGAUGUUCACGACAAAAAAUUCGCCAUCUAUAUCUGGAAGAUACACUUAAACUAAAAGAUUCUACAAACAAACAAGAUGUACAUUGUUUUCUUUUCACCGAUGUAUUUUUGGUUUGCAAACCAUUAAAUAAGAAGAGCAGUGAUAGCCGCAUGAAAGUCAUUCGACAGCCAUUUAUCACCGAUCGAUUAGUUGUUCGUGAACUAAAAGAUAGUAGUGGAUUCUUGUUGAUCUAUCUGAAUGAAUUCAAUGUGGCUUGUACUUAUAUGUUAUUGUUCACAUCCGAAACAAGAAACUGGGUCGAACAGAUUAGAAAAGCACAAGAAGACUAUCGUAGCCUUAAAUUUUCAUCUAUCGAACCGGAACAUUGUGUAACAUAUCAGAAUAGCUAUGAUGAUGAAGUGAUCUACGGAAAUGGUCAUCAUCAAUUAUUCAAUGCAUCACCACGGUCAUCUAGCCGAUCAAGUCUGUUACAUUCACACAGUGGAUCACAAGAUAUGGGCGAUCAGCCUAUACAAACUAUCAAUCAAACAAUGACUACGACUGCAUCACAUCACCAGGUUAAUUGUAAUCAGCUUUCUAUUCAACAACAAUCGCCAAGGGCCGUCAGUUUUGAAUUAGGUGAUCUUCGUAAUCCUAGUUUGGUUGUCGAAGAUGCCGAUUCAUUUGCACGUUCACAAUCAUUUGAUAAUCGAUCACCAGUGGUUACAAUCACAUCACCACGACAUGAACGUCGAGCUUUUCUAUUACGAAGUCAACAACAACAACCACCGCAACAGCAGCCACAAUCGUUGCAUCAACAAGGCGCCAAUAGCAAUAGUGGUUGUGGGAACCAAACCAAUGUUGAUACUAGCGGUUCAUCAAAUUAUCUCAAUCAAAAUAGUCUUUCAGUGAAUGUUCCAUAUGUUCAACCAGUCAAUUCUGUUCCCGUUCAGGCACGUCAAUCUCGUAGAUCUGUGCCAAAUAUUUCGAAUAUGAAUAGUGGAAACCAAAACACUAUUGCAAUGAAUGAACCCACUUCCAAUUGUCAAUCGAAUAAUCCGCCAACAGCAACCAUUCAUGUGGCGGUAUAUCCACCACCAACUUCAUCACCACCACCGCCGCCGCCAUCACCACCGAAAAGGUCACCUACAAAAACAAUUACGAAUCGACCAUUACCACCAUUGCCUCCUCAAUCUGCAACCGUUUCACCACCAUUACCAUCGGUACCACCGCCUUCACCACCACCACCUCCUUCACCAUCAUUGAUGUCAAUUAGCUCACGAGGAAUACCUAGUCCAAUGACAAUGACUGUCAAUAAACCACCAUUGGUUAAAACGAAAAAUAUUUCAUAUGGCGUUGCCUCAAUGAAUUAUACGCCCGAUGCCAAAACCGUCGCUGUCGAAGAUGCUAAUAUUAAUAAUCUGGCACACAUAUCAUCAAAUAAUCAAAAUAGCUCUUUGGAUAAAGAGUCCCCAUCAUCAUCAUUAGAAUUGACUGGGUCAGAUAAUAAUAUUGAAAUGAAUGACUAUGACGAUACAAAUGAAGAUGAUACCAAAAACAAUCGUGGUCCUCAGCAAAAAAGGACUUAUCGUCCAGAUCGUCGUUAUCAUACGGCCGAUUCGAUUGAUCAUCUCAAAAAAGAGAAAGAUAAUUCCAUUCAUAAACGUCUGUCAUGGAAUUAUGGCAAUCAACACCAGAAGCAACAAAAUGUUCAGUGCCCACAUCAUCAUCAUCAUAAUCAGCAAUUACAAUAUGGACAACAACAAUGUUGCGGCGGCUGUAAUUCUUCGGCUCCUUAUUGUUCUUCUGGUGGUCAACCAUUACAGCCUCGAUCACUUGCAUCAACUCAUCAACAUCAGAAUAAAUGCCUUAGCACUGAAUCCAUUUGUAGCUCUAGCGGUUUCAGCAGUACUGCAUCCGUGCCAUUAAGUGUUGGAAGUGUUACAGAUAACCAGGGCGAUCAUUGUAGCUGUUGUUCAACUGUUCAUCAUUUGCAAUUACAUGAAGAAGAAGAAGAUAUUGAUAAUGAUUCGGUAAUGAAACGUGAUCAUUAUUAUCGUAAAACAACGAGAAAACCGUCCACUUCAUCGGAUCGUGAUUCGGCUCUUCCAAUAAGCCCAUCAUUAAUUGAUCAAAAUUCAACUCCGCCAAUAUAUUAUCAGCAUGAACAUUCAAAUUCACAAUGUAGUAUUGUAGACCAUUGUGGAGUUGAAGAUAUACCUAAAUCACCAGCUGAUAGUCCGGAUAUAAAAAUCGAUGUCCGUGAAAUGAAAGAUGGGAUAUCAUCUGUUCAGAUUACAUUAACUGGUGGAUCAAAUACAGUGACACGACCAUCAAAAGCCGAUUUAAAACGUAUGAAAGAAUUCAUAUUUUCAAAUUGUAAUUUGGAAUCCUCAGAGGUGUGAUCUCCUAAUUUGGUAAUCUUUUUUUCAUUAUCAAAUUAUAUUCGACACAAAAGUGGAUGAAAAUUCAACUUGAUCAUCACGUUUGUUCGCAUUUGAUGAACACGGGAACAUUGAAAUAUGGAUCGCAUUUUUUUGGCUGGAACGCGCUGAUUUUUACUUGAAAACAGUGUUUUUUUUGAAGAAAGAAACUUUCAAUUCCUGUUUGUUCAUUGUUGUUUUUUUUGUAUUUUAUGACAAAGUUUUUAUUUUGGUUAAAAAAUAUACAAGAAAAAAAUUGAAUUGAAUGGUAUCAUUGUUAUGUAAUGUGAAUUGUUUUUGAAAAAUGUUAACCCAAAUGAAUACAUUUAUGUAAACGAAAAAUACAAACAACACAUAUACUCACUUACACACUCAUGAAUACCAAUGUAUUAGUUUCCAUAGAAAGAUUAUUUCUCAUUACGAUUUUAUUGUUUUUCAUUUAAUAUUUAUCUGAAAGAAAUAAACACAGAAAAAUCACCAUAACGGAAUUAUUGUUGCACAAAAUAAACCACUAGAAGAAUGAUCUAUAUAUGAGCUUAGUUGACACAGAAAUUCCAUCGUAAUAUAAAACUUUGUUAGCCGGAAAUUUUAUUCAAUACGAAUAUAUACACUUUUUCUGUAUCAUUUAUGUAUCAAAACAUACUAUGAACAUGAUUGAAAACAAAAUAGUUCUUUUGACAUUCCAUUGCACGUUGUAAAAGAUCCGUUUUGAAUAUUGAAUUUUUAUGAUCACGAUGACAACUAUUAUCUUCGGUCGAUUUUCUCCUCCGCGACUGAGAAUGAUGAUUAAUAUUCGCCUCAUUCAGAGUUGAAUGUGUUCGUCGAUCACUUUCGUGAUUGGAUGAUGAAUAAAGAUUUGCUCUAGAACUAGUUGAUGGAAA